Cynoglossus semilaevis (tongue sole) is the source of this 3332-nucleotide messenger RNA. RefSeq names its product mitogen-activated protein kinase kinase kinase kinase 3b (gene map4k3b). The record is from RefSeq and is a predicted model, not a curated record. Gene Ontology annotation, molecular function: ATP binding; MAP kinase kinase kinase kinase activity. Gene Ontology annotation, cellular component: cytoplasm. Gene Ontology annotation, biological process: protein phosphorylation; intracellular signal transduction. Lineage: Eukaryota; Metazoa; Chordata; Actinopteri; Pleuronectiformes; Cynoglossidae.
UCCAUCUGUCUGUCCAUCCGUCUGUCCAUCCGUCUGUCUGUGUUUCCAGGUGAGGACUUUGCUGUCGUGCAGCAGGAGAUUAUUAUGAUGAAAGACUGUAAACACUCCAACAUCGUGGCCUAUUUUGGCAGUUAUCUCCGGAGAGAUAAGCUGUGGAUCAGUAUGGAGUACUGUGGAGGAGGGUCUCUGCAGGACAUUUAUCACGUGACGGGGCCACUGUCGGAGUCACAGAUCGCCUACAUGUCACGAGAAACCCUGCAGGGUUUAUAUUAUCUACACAACAAAGGCAAGAUGCACAGAGACAUCAAGGGAGCCAACAUCCUCCUGACAGACAACGGCUACGUCAAACUGGCUGAUUUCGGUGUUUCGGCCCAGAUCACAGCAACUCUGGCAAAGAGGAAGUCGUUCAUCGGAACUCCUUAUUGGAUGGCGCCAGAGGUGGCAGCAGUGGAGAGGAAAGGAGGCUACAACCAGCUGUGUGAUAUCUGGGCUGUGGGCAUCACGGCAAUAGAGUUGGCUGAACUGCAGCCGCCCAUGUUUGACCUCCACCCCAUGAGGGCGCUCUUCUUAAUGACCAAGAGUAAUUUCCAGCCUCCGAAGUUGAAAGAUAAACUCAAGUGGACAAAUAACUUUCACCAUUUUGUCAAACUGGCUCUGACCAAGAACCCAAAGAAGAGGCCAACGGCAGAGAAACUCCUACAGCAUCCGUUUGUGUCCCAGCCUCUCAGCAGAACGCUGGCCAUCGAGCUGCUGGACAAAGCCAGCAACCCUGACCACAGCACCUACAACGACCUGGACGACGACGACCCUGAGCCUGAGUCCCCGGUCUCUGUUCCUCAUCGUAUCCGUUCGACCAGCAGGAGCACCAGAGAAGGAAAGACGCUGUCGGAGAUAAAGUUUGGUCAGGUGGAAUUUGAUCCUCCAAUGAGAAAGGAGACAGAGCCGCACCAUGAACCGUGUGAUUCUGAGCCCUAUCUGGACUGUGUUGAGGAGCUCUACUAUACCGCGAGAUCUAAUCUGGACCUGCACUUGGACUACGGACAUGAUUCGCCGAGUCUGCUGGGAGGAAACAAGAGUCUCCUGAAGUCGGUGGAGGAGGAGCUCCAUCAGAGUAAAUCCAGCACCAUCAUGAGGCCAAAGGUCCCGCCUCCACUUCCUCCCAAGCCCAAAUCCAUCUGCUCGUCCGCUCCUCAACAACACAAGCAGGACGACGGCCAAUCACACAGCGAGGACGACAGCGGAGGUGGAGGGACCAUUAAACGCUGCCCCGCGCCCCAGACGGCGAGCCCGGCCAGGCCCUCCACCAGUGUCCCCCCACGGCCCCCGCCCCCAAAGCUGCCGCCCCACCGCCGCAGCAGCUUAGGUAAUGGACUGAACUCUGCACACAACGGCGAGAGAAACAGUCCUGCAGAAAGACAGUCCACAUGNNNNACACGGAAAGAGAAGAAGGACGUUCCGAUGCCCAUCAGUAACGGUCUUCCUCCUACACCUAAAGUCCACAUGGGAGCGUGUUUCUCUAAGGUCUUCAACGGCUGCCCACUGAAGAUCCACUGUGCUACGUCCUGGAUCAACCCUGACACCAGAGACCAGUAUUUGAUAUUUGGAGCCGAGGAGGGGAUCUACACGUUAAACCUCAACGAGCUUCACGAGACCACAAUGGAACAGCUCUUCCCGCGGCGGUGUACCUGGUUAUAUGUCAUGAACAGUUGUCUUCUCUCCAUAUCUGGGAAGGCCUCCCAGCUGUACUCCCACAGUCUGGGCGGUCUCUUUGAACAGGCCAGACAGCUGCAGAAGUUACCAGUGUCCAUUCCCACACACAAGCUGCCUGAUAAGAUCAUCCCCAGGAAGUUCGCUGUGUCCAAUAAAAUCCCAGAUACUAAAGGAUGUCAAAAGUGCUGCGUAGUGCGUAAUCCAUACACGGGUCAUAAGUAUCUGUGUGGAGCCUUCCAGUCCAGUGUGAUGCUGUUGGAGUGGGUGGAGUCUAUGCAGAAGUUCAUGCUCAUUAAGAACAUCGACUUCCCUCUGCCGUGUCCCCUGGAGGUCUUUGAGAUGUUGGUGGUCCCUGAGCACACGUACCCUCUCAUCUGCGUGGCCGUCAGUAAAGGCUCGGAACUCAACCAGGUGGUGAAGUUUGACACCGUCAACCCCAACGCCACCUGCUCCUGGUUCACAGAGACAGAGACACCACAGACCUGUGUGAUCCACGUCACUCAGCUGGAGAGGGACACCAUCUUAGUGUGUCUGGACAGAUGUAUAAAGAUCGUCAAUCUCCAGGGUCGGUUGAAAUCCAGCAGGAAGCUCUCGGCCGAGCUGACCUUCAACUUCCAGAUUGAAUCUAUAGUUUGUCUUCAGGACAGCGUGCUGGCGUUCUGGAGACACGGGAUGCAGGGGCGGAGUUUCAAGACCAACGAGAUCACACAGGAGAUCUCUGACAGCACACGAAUCUUUAGACUACUGGGAUCAGACAGACGUGCAGACUGUAUGGACCCAGAGGCUGAGGACAUUGGCCUAUCUCUGCCCAGGUACACUCACCGCUCACUGGACAAAGUGGCUCCACAAACUCUGCCUCUCUCUCUGUGUCGGGACUCUGUCGAUGAGAAGCUUCAUAAAUGUUCUGUUGGGGAGGGAGGGGGGGUUUCCUGUGGGUGUGGGACUUAACAGCACAAACACCAAAUCACCUGAUCCAAUGAUGAAAAUUUAAACUUGACAAUCGGAUGAUUGAUCGUUGAUUGAUCAUUGAUUGAUCGUUGAUUGAUUGAUCGUGUCUGGAGCUGAUGAUUUGGUGUGGACUCUGAGCUGCAGCUGAAUCAGGGGCGUCAGUAUUAACACAUUUCUAUCUGGUUUCUCCUUCAGUCAAAGAGCUUUUAUAAAAUCCAUCCCCUGAUUGAAGGCUCCUGGGUCUAAUAAUAAUAAUAAUAAAACCAAACCUCUAAUAAUCUCUAAUAAUCUCUAACGCUAUCUGGUCAGAAAAACUAACAACAUGCUGGAGGAGAUGGGGUUGCUGUGGCUCAUGGGAAAUGUGGUUCUGUACCUGUGUUACUGUUGUAGGUCACGUGACUCUGUGCUGUAGCUCUCCCUGCAUCUGGUGGCUGUAAAGAAAAAAACAAACAAACAAUAAAAAUAAGGUUAAUUACCACCACCUAGUGGAGAAUAGAUGUGUGUGCAUCAGUGACGUUGAUGUUACAGAAAGAUGUGAUUUAAAUGAGUUACUGUGAUUUAUUUCAGUCUCUGUCUUAGAAUCUUCAACUAUAAAAAAUACAAACUCUGAGACUGAUGUUUACAUUUUUUUUUUAACUUUAAAUCUGAAUUUAAUUCUCUGUCUGUGUGUGUGU